UUGAGUAGCGUAGCAGUUUUGCUGUCUGGUCUGCAACUAGUAGGACAUAGGGCGGAUUUCUGAGAGAUGGUGGAAGGACCGGGAUGUACCGCGAAUGGGGAGGAGAUUCGGGCGCGAGUUGUCCCGGGCCAGGCGGUAACCGGCGUGCGGGGAAGCGCUCUGCUGAGCCUGCCAGGGUUGCCCCGCGCAGACUCAGGGGCUGAUGCCUCCUUCCAGGCUGCUGCACUGAAUAAUAAUGAUUCCAGCUGGAAUUUCUUGAGACUGUUUCAUGGAUAUGUUUACAGUGGUGUGGAAACUUUGGGGAAAGAGCUUUUUAUGUAUUUUGGCCCAAAAGCUUUACGGAUUCAUUUUGGAAUGAAAGGCUCCAUCAUGAUUAAUCCACUUAAUUAUAAAACUAAAAAUAGAGUUUCUCCUGUUCUUGAAGUACAGCUCACCAAAGAUUUGAUUUGUUUCUUUGACUCUUCAGUGGAACUCAGAAACUCAGUAGAAAGCCAACAGAGAAUAAGGAUGAUGGAAGAAUUAGAUAUUUGUUCACCGAAAUUUUGUUUCUCAAGAGCAAAAAAUGAAGUUAAGAAGCAAAAUGGUCGAAUGCUAUGUGAUGUAUUAUUGGAUCAGAAAGUCUUACCUGGAGUAGGGAAUAUCAUCAAAAAUGAAGCUCUCUUUGACAGUGGUCUCCAUCCUGCUGUUAAAGUUUGUCAGUUAACAGAUGAGCAGAUCCAACACGUGGUGAAGAUGACACGUGAUUUCAGCAUUCUCUUUUACCGGUGCCAUAAAGCAAGAUGUGCCAUCUCUAAAUACUAUAAGGUUUAUAAACGUCCUAACUGUGAUCAAUGCCAUUGUAGAAUUACUGUGUGUCGCUUAGGCGAAAAUAAUAGAAUGACAUAUUUCUGUCCUCACUGUCAAAAAGAAAAUCCUCAACAUGUUGACAUAUGCAAACUGCCAACUAGAAAUACUAUCAUCAGUUGGACAGCCAAUACAGACCGUUAUGUAGACUCAGUGGCUCAGAAAUUCGAAGAGCAGUGGACAUGUGCAGUGUGCACCCUGAUAAACAAGCCCUCUGUGCAAGCAUGCGAGGCUUGCUUGACCCCCAGGCCUGUCGACUCAGUGCUCAAGAGUAAAGAAAAUUCUAUUGCCUGUACUAACUUAGUGAAGUACUCUUGUAAUAACUUUGGAAAGACACAUACAGAAGUGAAGAUCAACAGAAAAACUGUAUUUGGAACCACAACCCUUGUCUUGACUGAUUUUAGCAAUAAAUCCAAUACUCCGGAAAGAAAAAAAAGCCAAAACCAGUUACUAGAUAAAGAAUUUCACAACUCUUUGCCUACAGAUGUUUGCUUUAGUGGCACACAGCAAUCCUCUGACAAGAGAAUAGACUUUAUCACUCAGCUCCCUAACAAAGCAAUCAAAUCACCCAUGGUUUGCUCUUCAUCUAAAUUAUUUAGUCCAGCACAUAAAAAAUUGAAAACAACACACGACUCAUCACCAGAUCAUUUCAAAAAUUGCAAUCUUGGAGCUUCGAACAGGGCGCUCCAAACUAAUAUGGCAGGUAAUCCUUGCACCUUAAAUGCAAGCAGCCCUCGAUGCAGCCAGCACAACCGCCUCUGUGUUCUCCGAGUUGUGAGGAAAGAUGGAGAAAACAAGGGGAGGCAAUUCUAUGCUUGUUCUCUCCCUGGCAAAGAUCAAUGUGGAUUUUUCAAAUGGGCAGACUUAUCCUUCCCACUCUGCAAACAUGGCAAGCGCUGCAUCAUGAGAACAGUGUUGAAGAUUGGGCCAAAUAAUGGGAAGAACUUUUUUGUUUGUCCUCUUGGGAAAGAAAAACAGUGCAACUUUUUCCAGUGGGCAGAAAAUGGACCAGGAAUAAAAAUCAUUCCAGGAUGUUAAUAUUUUCCCUUUUCAUUGAAUAUGCAGGCAUUUAUUUAAUCUCUUCAAACUUUGCACAGUGAUUGCUACCUUGGUUUCAUAGAAUCGUUGUAGACAAUGAUGGGGGUAAACUAAGUAUUGCAUUAUUUGUUUUCGUUUGGGGGCGGGGGAGACUAUCAUCUCUAUGCUUCAGCUAUGGUUUUGUUCUUUUACAUCAAUGAGUACACUGUGCUUCAUAUUCCACCUAGAAUAUACAUUUGAAAUGAAAAUAAAGCAUUUUAGUAUGG
Messenger RNA from Dipodomys spectabilis (banner-tailed kangaroo rat), 2147 nucleotides. It is a transcript of the gene Neil3, whose product is annotated as nei like DNA glycosylase 3. NCBI's taxonomy places the organism in Eukaryota, Metazoa, Chordata, Mammalia, Rodentia, Heteromyidae. Gene Ontology annotation, molecular function: DNA N-glycosylase activity; DNA-(apurinic or apyrimidinic site) endonuclease activity; damaged DNA binding. The transcript has 10 exons. The record is from RefSeq and is a predicted model, not a curated record. Bases 67 to 1881 code for a protein of 604 amino acids. Gene Ontology annotation, cellular component: nucleus. Gene Ontology annotation, biological process: base-excision repair.